AGACGAGGCUCCCGUUCACAGACUGAGGAUAUUUUUUACACCUUUUAAGUGUUUUUAUUUUUCAGCCAUGGACUCAAAAAUACGCCUAGAAAUUAUCGGCUUAGUUAAAGACCGUAAUUUCCAUGUUGCCCGAAGUAUUGCCGAAGGACUAAAACAGAAGUUUCCCGAUGCAUUUCUGGAACCAAAAAUUCGACCAUUACUCGAAUUUGACUGGCACUCAUAUCUGUGCAACAAGAAAAGGGAGCUGCGUGGUGAAGCGUGGCAGUACUCCAGCAGCCUGAUGUGCUUUCUAAACGGCCUUCUUCUCGGUAAUGAGAAGGAUCUCGCCAGCUGGGCCAAGAAUCAGUGGAGUUUCACAUUCACGCGGCCACAGGCUUUCUACAUGGCUCUCACUGAGGACUGCUACACCAAACACCUCCAGAACACUGGGCAUCCGUUUGUCUUCAUGGAUAUUGAGAUAGCAGGAGAGCCAGCGGGGAGGUUACUGUUUGAACUGUUCUCAGAUGUUUGUCCAAAGACAUCAAAGAACUUUGAGGCUCUGUGCACAGGAGAGCAAGGUCUGUCCCAGAGUGGCCUCCCACUCUGCUACAAGGGCUCGGUGUUUCAUCGUGUGUUGCCCAACGGCUGGGUUCAGGGAGGAGAUAUAUCACCAGAGAGAAAAGGUGAUGGAGGAGAAUCAAUCUACGGACCGACUUUUGAAGAUGAGAGCUUUGCCGUGUCCCACACUAAACGGGGCAUUCUAGGACUGGCCAAUAAGGGUCCACACAGCAAUGGAUCCCAGUUCUACAUCACCCUGCAGCCGACACCCUGGAUGGACAAGACCUACGUUGCCUUUGGGCAAGUGGUUGAGGGUGUCGAUGUCCUCAGGAGAUUAGAAGAAACUCCGACCUGUAAUGAAAGACCCAAAUAUGACUGCAAAGUUACAGAUUGUGGAAUGUUUCAGUUUUAGCACCGACACAUUCAUUUUGAUGUUGUUUUAAAUAAUUGUCAUUCAUGUAGUAAAAUAAAAAUAAUGCACAUGUAAUAUACGACUUAUAUUUAAAUACACACAUGCAAAAAAACUAUUUUGAUUUCUACAAAACUGUUGUAUGUACUUUUAAUUUGAUAUUUUAUAUGUGCAUGUCUCAGAUAAAAUAAGGUUUGUGUCUUUGUGUCCCUGUCAACUAGGAUUUUGUUAAUCUGUAUAUGUGUGAUAUUACUAUACUUUUAUAACAGUGUCUUGGUGUUUUGAGAGUUACAUGUAGUAUGUUUUUCCACAAAAUACAAAGAGGUAGAACAAAUGACAUAUAUGACAUUCAGUAAUGUUAUUUUGUAUGUAGUAUACAGCAGCCCAGAGUAAACCUGUGCAGGUACUGAAAUGCAAAACCAAAGCUGAAAAUAAGGUGAACUUUAACAUACUGAUUGGCAACUCAGACUUCUUCUCUAUCUCUGCCAAUAAGUACAUUUUAAUAUGAGUUAAUAAGAGAGCUGUAGAGCAUGGGUAGUUAACUAAAACUAAAGUAGGUUUCAAAAUAAUAGUUCACUGAAAUAAAAAUAAAAACUAUA
Molecule: messenger RNA, 1545 nt
Organism: Epinephelus fuscoguttatus (brown-marbled grouper)
Lineage: Eukaryota; Metazoa; Chordata; Actinopteri; Perciformes; Serranidae
Gene: ppil6
Product: peptidylprolyl isomerase (cyclophilin)-like 6
Exons: 8
Coding region: 68-949 (293 amino acids)
Biological process (GO): protein peptidyl-prolyl isomerization
Molecular function (GO): peptidyl-prolyl cis-trans isomerase activity
Source: RefSeq, a predicted model, not a curated record